UCAAGUUCUCAUUUCCGGUGUGCUCUGUUGCUUAGUUACAGCCCCUGUGCGCUCUGUCCGUCCUGUAAACAGAAGCUACUCAGAUGCUUCGUUUAAAUGUGUGCGGAUAUAAAUGGUCCGAGUGAUUGGUAGUCUCUGAAACCGCUCGUUCGGAGCCAUGGCAGCUAUAAAAGACGGAGAGUACACGGCCACCAUCUACAAGCUGAUUAAAGAUGGCCAUUAUUUAGAGGCAAUUCACAUCCUAAACGGCCAGCUUCAAAAACAUUCCAAGUCCAGGGCAGCUCUGUCUCUGCUGGGCUACUGCUACUAUCACAUCCAGGAAUUCCUCAACGCUGCAGAGUGCUAUGAGCAGCUCACGCAGCUGCACCCAGAGGUGGAGGAGUACAAGGUGUACUACACACAGUCCCUCUACAAAGCUGGUGCUUAUCCUGAGGCGAAUAAGGCUUCCUUCGUACUGGACAACACCAGCAGUCACACCAAGAUGGUCAAGCUUCAAGCGUGCAUCAAAUAUUGUGAGGAGGAUUAUUCUGCUUCCAAGUCCCUGUUGGAGCAGCUUCCCCAGGACGACCCAGACUACAUCCACAAUAUAGGCUGUUUGCUUUACCAGGAUGGAAAGUAUGAGGAGGCCUGCAAGAAGAUCAUGUCAGCUAUGCAAGUUGUGGGAUACGUGCCAGCGUUGUCCUACAACGUCGCUCUGUGUUUCUACAGCCUGAAGAACUAUGCUCAGGCCCUCAAACACAUAGGAGAGAUCAUAGAACGAGGCAUGAGGGAACAUCCAGAGCUAAGCGUUGGGAUGACAACUGAAGGCAUUGAUGUCCACAGUGUGGGCAACACCCUGGUGCUGCAACAGACGGCCCUGAUCGAAGCUUUUAACCUCAAAGCUGCCAUCGAAUAUCAGCUGAAGAACUUGAAGAGAGCCCAGGAGUCUCUGACAGAUAUGCCCCCCAGAGCCGAAGAGGAGCUGGACCCAGUGACGCUCCACAACCAGGCUCUGGUGAACAUGGACAUGAAGCCAUCAGAGGGUUUUGAGAAGUUGGCCUUCCUGCUGCAGCAGCCCUCCUUCCCCCCCGUCACUUUUGGAAACCUGCUGCUGCUUUACUGCAAACACGAGUACUUUGACCUGGCGGCUGACGUCCUGGCAGAGAACGCCCAUCUCACCUACAAGUUCCUGUCCCCAUACAUGUAUGAGUUUCUUGACGCCUUGUUGACCUGCCAGACAGCCCCAGAGGAGGCGUUUAGGAAGUUUGAUGAGAUGAAUGGCAAACUCACCGAGCAGCUGCGGAAAUUGGCCAAGCAGGUUCAGGAAGCCCGGCUGGCUCGAGAUGAUGAAGCACAGAAGAAAGCUCUGGCCGACUGCGAACAGAUGCAGGAAAAAGGCAGUGAGAGGUUCUCCCUGUUGUAA
Paralichthys olivaceus (Japanese flounder) is the source of this 1402-nucleotide messenger RNA. Lineage: Eukaryota; Metazoa; Chordata; Actinopteri; Pleuronectiformes; Paralichthyidae. The record is from RefSeq and is a predicted model, not a curated record.